AUGCAUGUCUUGACUACAUUCAUAGUUUUUCUUCUGGUUCUACAAGGAACAUUUGCUGCCAAUUGUGAAUGUCAUUGUUGUACAUCAUCUCGAUGUGAACCUCAAUUAGUAGGCUCUUCUCCUAUAUGGUUUUGUACAGCUCAAACAUGUCGACCAGAAUUGUGUAUUGAUUCUUAUCAUGAUCGAUGUCCACCACAAGGUGCCCUUGGAACAACAAUGGCAAAGUGUAGUGGCAUGAAACAAUUACCAUCACCAUUAUUUAUUAUAAUUGGUAUUACUUCAAUUAUUUUAAUGAUUAAAAACAAAUUUUAA
Molecule: messenger RNA, 312 nt
Organism: Rotaria sordida
Lineage: Eukaryota; Metazoa; Rotifera; Eurotatoria; Philodinida; Philodinidae
Source: the annotation of a GenBank genome assembly